This is a messenger RNA of Brassicogethes aeneus, 1404 nucleotides long. The record is from the annotation of a GenBank genome assembly. Lineage: Eukaryota; Metazoa; Arthropoda; Insecta; Coleoptera; Nitidulidae.
ACAAUGUUCAGUCGGAACAAAUAUGCUUACUUUUAAAUGAAAGCAAACGGUGUAGCAAGUUUCUUUUAGUUGUGACUCCGUAUUCAAUAAAGAAAGUUGGACACAUACAGAGUGUAGAUAAAUUGUAUUAGUUUUUUAAAUUUUUUGUUUACGUGGUUAGUUAGUUUUAGUUAUAGGUUAUGAUGACUUCUUUAAUGCACUUAGUCGUAGAAAACUACAAUGAAUUACUGGAAUCCAAAAAAGAUCCCCUAGUAGACUCAUGGCUCUUCAUGCAGUCCCCAAUUCCAGUAAUAUCAAUUCUAGUCAUUUAUUUAUAUUUCGUAUUAAAAUUAGGCCCAAAUUUAAUGAAGAACAGGGAAGCAUACAAUUUAAAAUAUGUUAUGAUAGUGUAUAAUGCGUAUCAAGUAAUCUUCAGCACGUGGCUGUGCGCACAGGCUUUCAGAGUCAAAAAUGCAGUUCCGCACCUUCUUAAUCACACAUGUAAAAAUCCGUCCCCCAACAAGGAUUUCCAGGAUGCGUUAGCAAAUGGUGCUUGGUGGUACUUCUUCUCGAAAAUAGUGGAACUUCUGGAUACAGUGUUUUUCGUUUUAAGAAAAAAACAAUCGCAAGUAACGUUUCUUCACGUUUAUCACCAUGCCUGUACGAUGUUCUUUUCGUGGGGAUACCUUAAAUUCUUACCAGGUGAGCAAGGUGUUGUCAUAGGAUUCCUGAACUCCAUGGUACAUAUUGUUAUGUACUUCUAUUACUUCUUAGCAGCCUUAGGACCAAAAUACCAAAAAUACCUUUGGUGGAAAAAAUACAUGACUUGGAUUCAAUUGACUCAAUUCUGCAUUAUGUUGGCCUACCUGGUGUUCGUCAUUGCCAUGGACUGUAAUCUUCCAAAAGCCCUCACGUUCUUCUUUGUCGGAAACGUUGUGAUCUUCCUUUAUUUGUUCAGUGAUUUCUACAGGAAAGCUUACAAGAAACAGAAGCACACCACGCAAGCAGACCCUAUACCGUCCACAUCGAGUGGUAUCACUAAGGCUUCCAAAUCAUUGAAAGUCAACUAGGGAAUUUAUUGUUUCUGUUUGUUAGGUUGAAGGAAUGAAUGGUUAUUUAUUUUUGUUUUUCUUGUAAAUUUGUGUUUCGUGUUUAUUCGAAGGUACUAAUCUGAUUUUAUUUAGGAUAGUAGUGUAUUUUUAAAAUAGUUUUUCUGAAUUACCUAUACUAUAACGUUACCAUUGAUAAAAUUUAAUAGAAAAUGUAGAGGCAGUGUCAUAUUUUAUCGGGUUCAGUUAUUGUUGACUUUUUGGUUUUUAUUUAUGAUUUUAUUACUCGUUAUAUUAAUGAUGUAUAGGAACAGAAAUUUCAUGAUAAAAUAGUUGCUAUCACAAAUUUCUGUUUUGCAUGACGAUAAAUUUGCUG